Molecule: messenger RNA, 1978 nt
Organism: Lytechinus variegatus (green sea urchin)
Lineage: Eukaryota; Metazoa; Echinodermata; Echinoidea; Temnopleuroida; Toxopneustidae
Product: acid-sensing ion channel 1C-like
Exons: 11
Coding region: 346-1824 (492 amino acids)
Biological process (GO): sodium ion transmembrane transport
Cellular component (GO): membrane
Molecular function (GO): ligand-gated sodium channel activity
Source: RefSeq, a predicted model, not a curated record
UUUACCUGCCAAACAAAACGGUGUGCAAAUAAAGACUUUCAAACAACCUGUGCGCGAACGAACCAAUUUUUCAAUAGCUCCAUUGAUCUGUUGUACAUAUUGCAAAGUCGCCACCAUCGUGCGUUUUCCCCCUGCUUCUCUAAAUUUUGGAAUAACAUUAGACUUUUAGAGGGAAACAAAUACCAAUUUCCACCAUCUUUGAGAAGGGAAAGUUGUUUCGACAAUGAUUUGGACGUCCAUGAUUUCUUCCUGAUAUGGGUUCUUCUGUUUGCGUUGUAGCUAAGGAUCGUUGUCUGAUGUUUAGAUGAACCCGAGUAUCGCCAAAGAUCCCAAGAUAACAGGAACAUGGAUGACUUCGAAACGGUGAAUACAUCCCGCGGUUCCUUGCGAAGAAUCACGGUCAAGAGCGCGCAAGAGGCUGACGAGUUGCCACACAAGACCGCGGUCACUACCGUUUCCGGAACGGUACACGAUGGUACGGUUACGACCUCUUUCGACUACCCGAAAUACCGGGACCGAGUUUCGUGGAUAGCCGUAGUCUUCAAAUCUGUACCCGACUCGGUAGGCUUGGCUGGGCUGAAAUAUGCGUUCAACGCAGGAGAGGUUAGAUGGCGCAGAUUUCUGUGGACACUCUUAGUUCUAAGCGGCUUCGGUGUGUGUUUAUAUCAGGUUGUUGAUAGGUCAAUGCACUUUGCAUCUCACCCCAAGAGUGUGGAUGUUAGCAUCAACCAAGUCUCUUCUAUAGAAUUUCCCUCAGUCGCCAUAUGUAGCUACAAUAGAUACAGGGCAUCAGCUGUGAAUGGAACAGAAUACGGCAGAUUUUUGACUGACACUUUCGUGAAUCCGACCACGAUGAACAUCUCACAGUAUUACGACACACUGUCCUCCGGUAGUUUUAAUGAUCUGCUCUUCAAUACUUCUCAUAUUUUAGAACAAUCUAUCCUAGAGGUCUUUUGGAAUAGAUUCCCCGUAUAUCCGACAAGCAAAUACUUCUCGUUAAAAAUGACUGACUGGGGUCCUUGCUUCAUUUUCAAUGAUGCUGAUAAUGGUUUAGAAGGUCUCCAGUUAGAAGCAUCAGGCAGGGCAACGGCUGGGUUAGUAAUAUCGGUCAAUAUCCAUCAGGACGAAUAUUUCUACGACCCAUGGUCUUACAUGGCAGCGGGACUGCAUGUUGCAGUAUACCCUCGCGGAACCCAGCCUUUCAUGGAAGAUAUAGGGUUUUCAGUAGCUCCUGGGACCUCGACAUUGGUUGGACUAGAUCUCGAGGAGAACGUUUAUUUGCCGCCUGUUUAUGGUGAAUGUUCGAACAAAUCCCUAAAUCAUUUUGACUACUAUGGUGCUUUGGAAUGCAAGAUAGAAUGUGUUGGGAGCUUCUUGGCGUCUCGGUGUGGUUGUAAAGUCCUGCAUUUCCCCGGUGAUGUACCCGAUUGUUCUCCGUGGCAAUUUUUUACUUGCAUUAACCCAGUACUAGGGGACUUUGUUAAUAAUUCAAGUUGCAACUGUACCCCGCCAUGUUCGACACGGAAUUAUGUGACAUCAUUGUCGCAAGCAGCCUUUCCAGCAAAUUUCUUCUCUGGACCACUGGCUUCUCUUUACAACGAAACAGCAGAAUACUUCAGACAAAAUAUUUGCCGUCUGACCUUUUACUUUCGAGAGAUGAAUGUGGUAAAACGGGUCCAACAAAAGGACUAUACCUUCUUCAGCUUGCUCUGUGACAUCGGAGGAUCCCUUGGUCUUUGGCUUGGUGGGAGUAUCCUCACCUUCUUUGAAAUCCUCGAUCUCUUCGGUCACUCAACAUACAUUUACACAAGGAGAACCCCUUGAACAGUAUAUCCAUGCAGUGUCAUUCUUGCAAAGCUUAUGAUUUAUGAUAUUGAUAGGAAAGACAAGCUAAGGUUGGAAUCAUGUUCAACAGUAAGGAUAUAUUAUCUUACAUUCAAUUGCUCAAAAAAAAAUGUUUAAAUAUGAACUCGGGCGU